Messenger RNA from Purpureocillium lilacinum, 2388 nucleotides. RefSeq lists its product as uncharacterized. Gene Ontology annotation, cellular component: small-subunit processome. NCBI's taxonomy places the organism in Eukaryota, Fungi, Ascomycota, Sordariomycetes, Hypocreales, Ophiocordycipitaceae. Gene Ontology annotation, molecular function: DNA binding; zinc ion binding. Gene Ontology annotation, biological process: DNA-templated transcription. The record is from RefSeq and is a predicted model, not a curated record.
AUGAACGAGUCCAGCCCGAGCGACGUCUCCGCCCCCGACAAGCCGCCUCAACCCCCGCCUCACCCUCACUCUCAAGCACAAACACAAGCACAAGCGCAACCCGCGCAUCCCGCCAAGCGCACGCGCGUGCUCCUCUCGUGCGGCCCCUGCCGCGCCUCCAAGCUCAAGUGCGACCGCCUCCAGCCAUGCAGCCAGUGCGCCAAGAAGAGCCGCCCGGAGCUGUGCGUCUACGCGCCCCGGCCGGUCAAGAAGCGGCCCCCGCGGCGCGGCAUGUCGGCGCGGCUGCAGCGUCUCGAAGGCAUGGUGCGCAACAUGCUGGACGAGAGCGGCGAGGCCAGGCCGGGGGGCGAGGCUGAGGGGGACACGCCGGCCGUCAAGGGCAAUGUGGUUCACGGCGGGAGGGGGACGACGUACGUGGGCGCCACGCAUUGCAUGGCGAUGUUGGAGGACAUCGAAGACUUGAAGACGUAUUUUCAGGAUGAAGCUGGGGCUGACGACGAGACGUCUCCGACAGAUGAGCUGGAUGCUCCAGAGAUGCUCCUCUGGUCGGCCGGGGGACCCGGGGACCGAGAUGAGUUGCUCACUCAGCUGCCGGAACGACAUGUUGCAGACCGCCUCAUAACUCGAUACUUUUCUGCCAUGAGCCCGUCACAGCAUGUCGUUCACCGACCUACGUUCACCAGAGCAUAUACCCGCUUCUGGCAAGAUCCCAACUCUGCCUCGCUCCACUGGAUCGCCCUACUCUACAUGGUCCUCGCCCUCGGCGUCUUCUUCAACAACUACGCCGCCCCGCACGAGCUCUCCGCCGACUCCCCGCUGCCCGUGCAGGACCGCAUCAAGCAGUACCGGUCCUGCGCGGGAUGGGCCCUCAUCUGGGGAAAGUACGCGCAGCCCAGCUUCGAGACGCUGACCGCCUUCAUCCUCUACGUCGAGUCGCACUUCAUGUUCAACCGCGCCGCGCAGAUGAACUGCUACAUCCUCAGCGGCGUGGGACUCCGUCUCAUGUUCAAGAUGGGCUUGCACCGGGACCCCAGCAGGUUGGCGGAUAUUUCCCCCUUUGAGGGUGAGAUGCGGCGCAGGAUGUGGAACCUGGCCAUGCAGAUCGAGUCGCUCGUCGCCUUUCACAUGGGCCUGCCGAGCAUGCUCCAGGGCGUCGAGACGGACACGGCGGUGCCGCGGAACCUGCAGGAUGACGACUUCGACGAGGAUUCGGCCUUCCUGCCCCCGGGACGUCCCGAUACGGACCACACGCUCAUGACGUACCCGAUUCACAAGACGAAGAUCCUCAGGGUCUUUGGGCAGAUUGCGCGGCUGGCGCACGCGCUCACGCCGCCGGCCUACGUCGAGGUCAUGAGAAUCGAUGGCCUCCUGCAGAAGACGUGGAAAGAACUGCCGACCUUCAUGCGUGUCAAGCCCCUGGAGGAAUGCAUCGGCGACUCUCCCCACCUCAUCAUUCAGCGGUUCGGCCUCGCCGCCGUCUAUAACAAGUGCCGGUGCGUGCUCCACAGGCGGUUCAUCGCCGAGUUGGAUCUCAACCCGGAGCACGACUACUCGCGGCAGCAGUGCUUCGACGGCGCCCUCAGCCUGCUCAGCUACCAGCACGUCAUCUGGAAAUCGUGCAAGCCGGGUAACGUGCUCAGCCAGAACGGCUGGUUUGUCUCAUCUCUCGCCAUUCACGACUUUCUACUCGCCGCCGUAAUCGUAUAUAUGGUCAUCAAGCAUGACGGGUACAACGCCGAGGGUAAGAGUCAUUGGGUAAAGGACGACCAGCCGCUGCCUACAAAAGAGGAUCUCAAAUUCGUCCUCAAGCGCUCUCACGCCAUCUGGUCGGAGGUGGCAACCGAGAGAGAGGAGCUCCGCAAGACAGCCGACACGCUUGCCACGAUUCUGGCCAGGCUGGGAACGUCUGUCGACCGGCACGCCGACUUCCCCGACGCUGCGUAUCCGUCCAUGGGAGGAUCAGGCUCUACAGAGCCAUUCAACUGGGGCCUAGCCGGCGCCAAGUCGUCCUCUCACUCUAUCAGCGGGUCUGAACUUCUGUCAAGCCUAGAGUCUGCCUCGGGGACUGGCUCAGGGGCGUCCGGGCCCUCGCCCUUUUCGUCCUUCGACCAACGGCCCCAGGAGGCAUCUAUGAACAUGACCAUGGCGGGCGUGAACCCCGUGCCGGGCGAGUUCCCGACCAGCCCGGAGUUUGACGUGCCGUGGAUGUCGGCCGAAACCAUGGACUGGCGUUAUCUUGACAUCUCCUUGGCGCAUAGCCACACUGCUGGCGCGGUGGCCGAGUCGGGGCCUGGUCAGACGUGGAUGGAGAGACUGCCAUUGGAUGAUCUCGACAUGAUGGGGCCGACGGGCUGGAAUCAGCAAUCCGGGGCGGACGGGCAGCCGUGA